CGUUACUAGUACUUAAUGUCCCACGUGUUUGAUAAAAACAGUUUGUUAUGGUUAACUCUCCUUGUGUAUUGUUAUCAGUACAAAUCGGGCUAUAUCAGUCUGUGUUAUACACUUGUAGUGAAGCUGUCGUCUUACUGGACAACAAUGGCUAAGAUUGCACCGAACCCGGCGAAGGCGCUGUUGAGGUCGGAGAUAGCUGCGCGCAUCGCGGCUCUCACUACCGAGGAGAAAAAACGACAGUCACAAAUUGUAUUUGAUAAGGUAAUCAACCACCCCUUCUACAAAUUCGCGAACCGCAUCGCUCUAUACAUGAGCACAGACCAAGAGAUCGACACAGCUCCAAUCAUCAGACACAUCAAGGCUCGUGGUGCCGCGGCCUUCGUGCCGCAGUACGCUGGUGGUCGCAUGAGGAUGCUGCGGCUAGAGGCAGAGGAUGAGAAGAACAUGAGCAUCACCAAGCAUGGGAUAGCGCAGCACGGGAAAGAUCAGGCUAGAGAAGAUGCUUUGGAAACAGGUGGUCUGGACCUAGUCAUAGCUCCUGGCGUCGCGUUCUCUAACAACGGUGACCGGUGUGGUCACGGCGGAGGUUACUACGACAAAUUUAUUGAGCAUCUUAGGUCUAAGUCACCGGAAUCAAAGAUUGUGGCUAUUGCUUUCUCGUGCCAAGUCGUGGAUGAGGUGCCGACCAACGAGCAGGAUCAGAAAGUUGACGCCUUGAUAUAUGCAAACGAAUAAACAAGAUCUACUAACAAAUAUACAAAAAUUUAAUUUUUGAGUUGUCCUUAAAUGUAUAUCUGUCACUAUUUUCUUCUUUAAAUGGAUAGAGAUAGAAUAAGAGUUAACGGUGACUUAUAUAGUCGUUUUAGUUUUCCGAUAUGAGUCGGAAAAUCCAUUCUAUAUAAUAAUUCUUUUUUAACUUUAUGUAGAAAAGCUGCCAUUUGGUCCCUUAAACUUUCGAGUUUGACUUAGUUUUUAUUUGAUGUCGACUGUAUAUUUUUUUUAGCAAUACAUAUUAAUUUAACGUCAGAUCAUGAAUAUACUACCCAGAUGAUUGUAACGCAUUUAGUUAGACGAUUACUUAUAUUAAGACAUAUCGAAAUAAAACACCAAAGAAUUUA
Trichoplusia ni (cabbage looper) is the source of this 1118-nucleotide messenger RNA. It is a transcript of the gene Mthfs, whose product is annotated as 5-formyltetrahydrofolate cyclo-ligase. Gene Ontology annotation, biological process: tetrahydrofolate interconversion; folic acid-containing compound biosynthetic process. Gene Ontology annotation, molecular function: 5-formyltetrahydrofolate cyclo-ligase activity. The record is from RefSeq and is a predicted model, not a curated record. Gene Ontology annotation, cellular component: mitochondrion. Bases 16 to 735 code for a protein of 239 amino acids. Lineage: Eukaryota; Metazoa; Arthropoda; Insecta; Lepidoptera; Noctuidae. The transcript is spliced from 5 exons.